AGUCAGGGGGCAGAAGAAAAGGGAGAGGGAGACAAGAAAGCUUCCUGGAGACUCCAGGGAGUAUUUAUAGAUCCCAAGCAGUCACCUCUGGAGCUCCCACUGAUGAAGUGGAGAACACCGCCGUGGACGUGACGCUGCUUUCACCUUCAUUUUUUCCUUAUUUUUGUCUAAUCGGGGACUCUUUGUUUUUUUUUUGGCGGGAAGACGCUGUUGCGUGUGCGUGUACGUCCAUUUCCAAGGUGUGCGCGCGCAAUGCUCGCGCGCGAGGACGCAGACGCGCGCCUUGGACUAAAAGCGUUGAGUCUUGUUGGCGCCUUUCGCUCCGUGGCGGAUGUGGCGCGUUAACAAGUGCACGCACUUCUUCUAGAAGAAACUACACGCACAAUAUUUCGGCGAAAACAGACGCUUGGCAACAUGAAGAAGAAAAACCGCGAGCAAAGCCUGAGCGACUCCCGGGACCUGGACGGCUCCUACGACCCGCUGACGGGCAAUCCUUCCGCCAUCCAAAGCAAAAAAACCAUAAAGCAGCGAUUCCUCAAGCUGCUGCCGUGCUGCACGCCCUCGCCGGCGCCCUCACUCAGUCAAAGCAACGAAGAAGAUGACUUCGAGCUCUCCACUGUGUGCCAUCGACCCGAAAGCAUGGACAAGCUGCAGGAGCAGACCAAGUUCACCAAGAAGGAGCUGCAGGUUCUCUACAGAGGCUUCAAAAACGAGUGUCCGAGCGGCGUGGUGAACGAGGACAACUUUAAGAACAUCUACUCCCAGUUCUUCCCUCAGGGAGACUCCAGCAUGUACGCGCACUUCCUGUUCGAAGCUUUCGACACCGACAAGAACGGCUCGGUUAGUUUCGAGGACUUCGUGUUCGGCCUGUCAAUCAUCCUGAGGGGGAGCGUCAAUGACCGCUUGAACUGGGCCUUCAACCUCUACGACCUGAACAAAGAUGGCUGCAUCACCAAAGAGGAGAUGCUGGACAUCAUGAAGUCCAUCUACGACAUGAUGGGGAAGUACACGUACCCCACGAUGCAGGACGAUGCACCGAGAGAGCAUGUGGAGAGCUUCUUCCAGAAAAUGGACAGAAAUAAAGAUGGUGUGGUUACUAUAGAGGAGUUCAUUGAGUCGUGUAAAAAGGAUGAGAACAUCAUGCAGUCCAUGCAGUUGUUUGACAACGUCAUCUGAGGAAGAGGAGGACCAGGAAGGUGCUGGUCCGAGGACUGGGGGGGGGGUGGAAAGACACAGUUAGUGAGUGUGUGUUUGUGUGUGUGUGUGUGGACCUUCUCUGGAUUCAAAGCGAGAGGGAAGCAAGAGCCCCGCCCCCGUGAAGCAUCAGUGGCAGACUUCAGUGUGUGACAGAACACUGGGCAGAAGGCAAGCCCACACCACCCUCUCGUUUUCUUCCUCUUCCUCACGGACCUCUACUCUAGAUCCAUAUGAUCCUGAUGCAGCCGGAAGGACGUUUCUGAUGAACAAGCGGGAGGCUCAAACACAUUUUCGGAUGGGAACUGAUUUCAGUGUCGCAUGAUGAUGUCACUUAUAUCGUUAUUUAGCGAGGCGCUCCGAAGUCUGCUUGUCCGUCUGCUGUUUCCUGGCCAUCCACAGGUGCCUCGCCCUUUUGAGCGCGUGCAUGUGCAACAGGAAAGGCCUUCGUCAUGCAUACAGAAGAUUAGCCCCGCCCCUCCCCCAUUCAUGGGAUUCUGGUAGGAUCGUUGCCAACAAGUCCAAGUGGUUCUAGCUUUUAAAAGUAACCCUGAGUAGACUGCAGGCCGUGUUUGUCCACUUGUUGUCAUCCCCAAAGUCAUGUCGCUAUAACAGGUUCUUCCACUUUUAGGAAAAAAAAAAAAAAGAAGUACAAAUUCUAUGAAU
Messenger RNA from Nerophis ophidion (straightnose pipefish), 1860 nucleotides. Its product is annotated as Kv channel-interacting protein 2-like. Bases 415 to 1176 code for a protein of 253 amino acids. Gene Ontology annotation, biological process: regulation of potassium ion transmembrane transport. Gene Ontology annotation, molecular function: potassium channel regulator activity; calcium ion binding. The record is from RefSeq and is a predicted model, not a curated record. Gene Ontology annotation, cellular component: voltage-gated potassium channel complex. The transcript is spliced from 9 exons. Lineage: Eukaryota; Metazoa; Chordata; Actinopteri; Syngnathiformes; Syngnathidae.